This is a messenger RNA of Saxophila tyrrhenica, 186 nucleotides long. RefSeq names its product Cytochrome c oxidase subunit 7A (gene COX9). Gene Ontology annotation, biological process: mitochondrial electron transport, cytochrome c to oxygen. The transcript has 4 exons. The record is from RefSeq and is a predicted model, not a curated record. Bases 1 to 186 code for a protein of 61 amino acids. NCBI's taxonomy places the organism in Eukaryota, Fungi, Ascomycota, Dothideomycetes, Mycosphaerellales, Extremaceae. Gene Ontology annotation, molecular function: cytochrome-c oxidase activity.
AUGGUCAAGCCAAUCACUGGAAUGCUCCGAAGGAGCUUGGUGCUCGAUCUCGCAACUGCUUUCGGUCUCGGAACAGCGUCAGGCUACCUCUGGUGGUACGGCUUCCACAUCCCAUCCAUCCGCGUGCGCGACUCGUUCUACGGCAAGCUUGAAGACGAGCGGGCGAAGGCGCUUGGGCAGGUAUAG